Messenger RNA from Schistocerca piceifrons (Central American locust), 5615 nucleotides. It is a transcript of the gene Gbs-76A, whose product is annotated as glycogen-binding subunit 76A. Gene Ontology annotation, biological process: regulation of glycogen biosynthetic process. Gene Ontology annotation, molecular function: protein phosphatase 1 binding; glycogen binding. Gene Ontology annotation, cellular component: protein phosphatase type 1 complex. NCBI's taxonomy places the organism in Eukaryota, Metazoa, Arthropoda, Insecta, Orthoptera, Acrididae. The transcript is spliced from 4 exons. The record is from RefSeq and is a predicted model, not a curated record. The coding region runs from base 1 to 1992 and encodes 663 amino acids.
AUGGGAGGCGGCGCGGUGGCGGCGUCCGCCGACGAGGAGCGACCCUUCUGGGCGGCGCCGCCCUCGCAGCCGCAGCCACUGGCGCCGGUGCAGGUGCAGCUGGGGCGCGUGCCCUCGGACGCCGACGUCUUCUACGAUCCCGUGGACAGCCCUGUGGAAGUGGCGCCGCCUGCGGCUGUGGCAGCCCCACUGCAGACCUGUUCUUCAGACAGUGACAGCUCUGAGGUGCUGUUCUUCGACCCCGAGUCGAGCACGAGCAACUGCAGCAGCGCCGGCGAGGAUGAGGCGUUCGCGGCGUACAACGGGCGCGCCGCCUCCUCCGGCUCGGAGUCGACCUCGACGUCGACUUCGGACACGGGCACGCUGUCCGGCCUGUCCAGCAGCUCCUCCAGCGCCGUGCACGUUCAGCUGCCGGGACACGCUAGCGCCAGCGCCAGCGACGAUAGCAGAUCGACUAGGACACCGAGUGAAGAGACCCGGUCGUCUCCUCGAUCGCAGUCGGCAAGUGACGAUAGUCGACCCCUGAGCGAGCUGUCUGCGCUCGAACCGACGCCGAGCUCGUAUUCCACGAUAGAAGAUUCGGUCGCCACGGCAGAGUUUUCCGUCUUGGAGGACGGAGUGCCCCCUGAGUCGGACAGGCUGAAGGGAAUGCCAGAAGAGGAGGCGGAGGAGGCGCUGAGUGCAGUCGUGAGAAGGCUGGGGCUCACCAACGGCGGAGCUGGACGCGGCGGGUGCGACUGCGUAGUGCGCCUGCAUAAUGGCAAGUGCGUCAUCCACCACAACAGUCUGCAUAACGGAACAGACGCGUUGCACCACCGGCCCCAGAGCGAAGUCGACCGCCUCAAAGGCUCGACCCACCAGGAGGACAGUAACGGAGCGGCACUGAACGGAGAUUCGGAGACUGAAUACGAGAGGACAUUUGUGUCCGUCGACUUGCAGAUGAACUGUCAGCUAGACGCUGAAGCCGAAGCGCCGGUGGAAGAGGGAGGAGUUACGGACGACGAUGGCCCGCGUGAGCGCAUUAGCGAGGAGAAGUCGGCAGACAACCUGCGUGCACUGUGUGAAGAAGCCUCUGGGGAACGUGAGGAAAGGCACGAAGAGGCGACGAACGGUGUGUGCGUCGAAGCGGACGCCUCGCAGCAGGUGGAGUGCCGCAUCGUGGUGAGCCCCGAACCGGAGGACGAAGCGGAGGCGCAACAGGGGAAGGAGCGACCUCCCGUCAACGGCAGCGGCAGCGCCUCCAACGACGAGGACGACGACUCGCGGCCGCAGCGUGUCCGCCGCUGCUCGUCCCUAAAGAGCGGCAAGACUCCCCCCGGCACGCCGGGCCGCAAGAAGAUCGUGCGCUUCGCCGACGUUCUCGGCCUCGACCUGGCCGACGUGCGAACCUUCCUCGACGAGAUCCCCAAGAUCCCCAGCUCCGCCUACGACGACCUGCGCGACGUCGACCUGGGCACCUCGGCGCCCAGCUUCCUGCCGGCGCCGACGACGACUAUACUGGGAGAUUCCCAGCAGCAAUCGUUCGCGUUCCCCACCGCCCGCACGCUGGUGCCCCUGUUCCAGCAGCCUUGGACGCAGCCGGACUUCUUGGACCGUGUGCGCGACAGACAGGUGUGCCUGGAGAGCGCCACGCUGCAGGACCCGGCGCUGCUGUCGCUGAGCGGCGUGGUGCGCGUGCGCAACCUGGACUUCCACAAGUCGGUGCACGUGCGCUACACGAUGGACGGCUGGCGCACGUGGGCGGACGUGCAGGCGCGCUACGUGGACGGCUCGUGCGACGGCUUCUCGGACCGCUUCUCGUUCGUGGUGUACGCGGACGCGCUGCCCGCCGGCGGCCGCCUCGAGCUGGCCGUGCGCUUCCAGUGCCGCGGCGCGCAGUUCUGGGACAGCAACGGCGGCGCCAACUACGCCUUCCAGUGCGUCGCCUCCGCCGCCGCCCCCGCGGUCGAGCCGCUCAGCCCCGUCGACGACCGCUGGCCGUCCUUCUACUAGCGGCCCCCGGGGGCGCGCCAUCGCCUCCACAGCCAUGUCACGGCGCCGGCCGCUACUGGCGAGACACCUAGCGGCGCGGCUCGCAACCCGGCCGCAAGGCUCGGCUACUCCGCAGCCUACAACGUCGUACAUAACCACCAUUGUAUACCCUCACCUUCUGCAGUCACAUUUUAAGCCGAAUGUAAAGUAUUGUUUAGUUACUGUCAGCGUGACAAAAGUGAGAAUGGAGCGCGUGCAAUGGCAACUGACAAAUUGGAUAAUCAUUCGGGACGCGGUCCGCCAGAAGAUUCCUCGUGGUGUAACUCCACUAGAAACUCGAUCAGUUUCAAGGCCUAAAGAUCAGCAUCAGCUGUUGCCCAGUUAAUGCAAACACUGCGUAAAAACGAAUAGUUAAACAUCGCGAAUGUGCAAAAAGUAUAUCGAGAAUUCUAAUUCGACACACUUAUUCAGCUCCGUACAAUUCUCAUAGGAACAGUAUCUCAACAGAAACAGAAGUUACUGUGUUAUAUGCAAAAGACCGAGAAAGAUUCAGAGUGGCUGGUACAUACGUGACAAGUAUCCCAUAUUCUAAAAGUUAAUUGAUAGAAAGAUAUUUUUGCACAAAAGCGCCUGUUAAGUUUCUAUACCAUUUUCGAAGAUAGUAUGUUUUAUGGCGAUCGGGAGAUCUAAAGUACAUGAGAUACUUUGGUUGUGUGGCUGUUGUGUGGGGAACGGAAGAUGGAGAGAGGGAGUGGGAGAGGGGAUGGGGACGACGGAGGGGGGAGGGGGUGAGCAAGGUAUAUAUAUAUUUUCAUUCACUCGUAGCUGUGCCAGGAUCGAGUUCGUAUUUGAUUUCAUCGUCGGUGUUUCGUCGUGAAAUAAAGGCAGACGAUGAAAGGUUUUAUACUUAUUCUUUGUGCUCGGAUUAGCAUGUGCUGCCGCAUACUGAGCGAAUACUAUUGUUGUGAAUUCAUUUGCUAUUAAACUCAGAGUUGAGAAACAAAACGUGAAAGAUAUUUCGAUGUGGAAAACAAAACUGAGCAAAAAGAUAUAUAAUCGAACAUCUUGCACGUUAAAGGUUAUUGACAUAUAGUACAGAUAGUACACAACUGGUUGACAUUUUGCGAGUGAUGGUCCUCAGUUUAUUGUUUGGGGAGUCCUGUGGCAGAUAUGGAGUCGCAGUCAGAAGUACAAAAUGUCCGAGUGCCAUUGUGAAGUCGAAAGCAGUAUAGACACGAACAGCUGAAACUUAACGCAACAUAGGGUGAUUUCAACUGAUACUGGUUCAUAGAAUUGGUUGCUAUCAACGCGGUUUCUUGUUUUGAACUUAAAUAGGUUCACAGGCUGUAUCUAUGGGUUGGUAACUCUGACAGCUGGUCAGGGCUUCCCCAUAUGCUCUUCACAACGGAAGAAAUGAAUUUCAGUGUCACUGUAUAUAUGUAGAUGAUAUCGCGAUCUGGGACUGCCGUCAUACUAACAGUGCGUCAGUACUCGAAGACUGAAUAAUACACUAGUUUACAUUAUAGAUAUUGAUUGGUAUAAAUACUUUUACGUUGGUCUGAUUUAUAGCUUUAAUUUAUCUUAAACUGAUAAAGUUACAGUUAGGUAGUUCUGUUCAGAAAUGCGCUCACUUUCAAAGAAGAGGAACUGAAGGGAGAGUAGUAAAUAGAAAUUAACAAAAUCUUAGCCCAAUUCAUGCACUAACACACGUCCAUAUUGACACUGAAACGAUAACCUCAUAACACCUCCAUAAUAACGUUGGGCCAACAGUGACACCUUCUUGAAGACGUGAUCACAGACAAUACUUACCAUAUCACAAACAUGACUAUACUACAUUGUUGCAGAUUGUUAAUAUUUAACCAUUCAAAGAAUCAAUUACAUAAUAAGAGCAGCAAAUAAAAUUUCCUUGCAGUACAGUAGAGAGAAUUAUUUAAAAUGUUUUUUAUAAAUUAUUUCGAAAUAUUUUUGUACUUCAUUAUACUGACUAUUGGUCUGAUGAAUGAUUUGAGAGACAUGUUUUACCCAUUGUGUAUAUCAGUUGACAAAACUGCAAUAUAUGACUAGUGGUAGUUCUUGACUGUUAAUAAUUUUCAGCAAGGAAAUAAACUGCGAAUAUAUGUACAUAUAGACAAUUAAAUAGCAGUUGCAAGUAAGACGUCUAGCGUUUUAGCAUAAACCUUCACCGCAGAGCAGUAAUAAUGAAUCUGCCUUACUUUUUAAAAUUGGUUUCUCAGGUGUAGGAAAUAAGAGUUCCUUCCUAUGGGCUAAUAUUCAACUGUUUCUAACAGACAGUAGUUCUCCCAUUUUAUUUAGUUAUCUCUUCAUCUGUUUUUUAUGCAGUGGCCAAAGCUUUUAUUUUUAUAGGAUUCUCAGAUUUCCUUGAAAAUUUAAUUUUGUACGUCUGUUAUGGAAAGAGCGAGUACUAAUGAAUAUUUUCAGUGGUGAAGAUUAACAGUUUUGAAGUAUUCUGUACUUUAUAGUUGAGGGGUGGUUAAAGUAAUUAUACUGCGGGUCAUUAAUUGAAACACCAAAGCAUAGAGUUUAUUAAAUUGUUGUUCUCAGAUGUUUAUAACGCACUAAUAAAUGAAUAUAAUGCAAUUGAAAUGUGUAUUAGAUAUAUGUGUACAAAUUUACACAGCCAGUCAGUUUGAAUAAAAUUCUUCUGGGAUUGUGGUCACGUUGUGUUGUGAUUUUGGGAGAAGGAACUUUAUAUUAACUGAAAAUGGAAUUUAAACGCUGCCUAAGAAUACACUGAAAGACAGCACCAACAUUUGACGUAAUGAAACAGGUGGGUAGCACUUAAUAAAAAAAUUAACAGAUUGUAAGUUAAGAGCAUCUUCCAUCACCUUCUCAGAAACUUUUAAAAUUCUAUUGUCAGUUCAUGUUUUUAUCGGUGUAUUUCACAACAUGGUGCCCUCAGAAACCCAGGGACUUUUAUUGGAACUGUGUGUUCAAUAUUUUUGUGAUUGAAGGUAUAUAAAUUAGAAUUUAGGUAUCUGAUGGCUAAGAAAAGUCAUGUGCUCUACUUUCUGCAUCUUGAUGUGACAAAUAGUUCUAUAUGCAAAACAUAAUAAAUUUCAAAAUGUGUUCCUAUUUAUUAAAACGUUAUUUUACUAGGGGUUUAUCGAUCAAUAAAAAAUGUUAUUCUAAAUGUUAUCACGUAAAUUAUAUAUUGCUGCGAAGCAAACAGAUGUUGCAACAGUUGCUGAAAGCAUGUUACAGAGCCAGCCAUCGUAUGAUUGGAUUAGUAGAUUUGAAAGAAAUGUUACAUCUGAGAGCAGCCUUUCCAAGUGACACGAUGUGUUAUCUGGUUACGUCAAUAUUGAUAAAAAAUGUCUUGGUAAGCUUUUGUUCAAGUUGUGUUUGUGUGUGCCUGUGUGUGUCUGGUUACAGCAUAGUUCUUAUUAAUCGAAAAAAACUAUUAAAGUAGGAGGCUUUAUCUCAUGAUCUUUCACUCCGUUUUAAGGAAUUUAAGAUUCUUCAGUAAGCAAUAUCUAGUUACUAAAGUCAUUUUGAAACUUCUGUUUACUGACUUGGAAACCAUAAGGCUUCCAUUAUCAUUAAAAAAAAAAUAAGAAAAUUGUACCUGAGCCAUACAGAAAUAUGUGCUGUUAAAUAUCUGGAAAUAAAGUCUAUUCUUAAAA